Molecule: messenger RNA, 1149 nt
Organism: Chaetomium globosum CBS 148.51
Lineage: Eukaryota; Fungi; Ascomycota; Sordariomycetes; Sordariales; Chaetomiaceae
Exons: 2
Coding region: 1-1149 (382 amino acids)
Biological process (GO): positive regulation of translational fidelity
Cellular component (GO): mitochondrial small ribosomal subunit
Molecular function (GO): structural constituent of ribosome; rRNA binding
Source: RefSeq, a predicted model, not a curated record
AUGGACCCGGCUUAUAUGGCCAGGCACGAUGGCAGCGAGCAAGCCACCGGUCGUGGCUCCGGUCAGAAAUCGAGGAAAGGCCUGGAUGUUUCAGACGUGCGGAACAAAGGCAACUCGACGAAUCCGACGCCGUACAUGCAGAUGAUGUUCGCCCCGAUGGAACGCCGACUCGACAUUGCCAUUUUCCGCGCCCUUUUUGCUAGCAGUGCGAGACAGGCACGUCAGUUUGUGCUGCACGGGGCCGUCACGGUGAACGGAAAAAAGAUGACAUACCCCGGCUACCUCCUCAACCCGGGUGACAUGUUCCAGGUCGAGAUCGAGCGGGUCAUGGCAGCAACCGGGAAGCCAAAAAGGAAAUCAGGCGGCAGCCAAAAAGCGCCCAAAAACACCGAAGCGAACGAGAACGCCGAAGGCGAAGAAAGCCAGGCCGCUGAAGGGGAAACCACCGAAACCGCCGAAACCGCAGCGGAAGGCGCGGUAGAAGGCGUGGCGGAAGCGGCGGUUACGGAGGCCGUCAAGUCGAAGCACUUUGCAACCCUCAAAGAACUCAAAAUACGGGCCCAAAGGAUCAUGAAGGUGAAAAACCAGUUCAUCCGUGCCAAGGAAAAGAAGGCCCUGCGUAAGAUGCUCGUGCAGGUCAAGGAAACCCUGGAGCGCGGCCGGAAAGCCGACGAUCCGACUGUGGCGGAGAUGGACCAAGCCGAGCGCCAGCUGACGGACCUCCUCUCGGGGCUGUCCCUCUCGAGCAACCAGCACUCCACCGAGGCCAAGAAGGCGAGGAUCGAGCUGAAGCGACAGCAAGAGAUCCAAGGCCCGGACAUCAAGAAGUCGCUCGUCGGCGGCGGCACCAUCCGCUCCGCCCAGCUCGGCCUGCUGACGCCCAACCAGCGCAACGUGCUCCUCAAGGCGCUGCAGCUCGAGGCCGAGAACCCCUACGACUCCUCCAAGCCCUACGCCACCCCCUGGAAGCCGCGCGACUGGAUGUCCCCCUUCGCCUUCAUCCCCCGCUACCUCGAGGUCAACCAGAAGAUCUGCGCCGCCGUCUACCUGCGCCACCCCGUCGCCCGCCCGGGCCUGUCCGAGGUGCCCACGCCGUUCGCCCCCUCCGUAUCGCAGUUGGCGUUCAACUGGUACCUGCGGAGAGGUUGA